This is a messenger RNA of Galleria mellonella (greater wax moth), 1403 nucleotides long. RefSeq lists its product as uncharacterized. The record is from RefSeq and is a predicted model, not a curated record. The coding region runs from base 74 to 1387 and encodes 437 amino acids. The transcript has 10 exons. Lineage: Eukaryota; Metazoa; Arthropoda; Insecta; Lepidoptera; Pyralidae.
AUAUAUAUUGGCUUCAUUGUGAAUAUUGUUAUAUUAUAUCAAUAUAUUAUAUCAACAGCAGUAAAUUUGAACCAUGAAAUUCCUGGCUGUAUUCGUUGCCGUGCUCGCCGUAGCCGCAGGCGCACGCCACAGGUGGACUCUGGGCGAACUGUCCGAGGCCCUCCAGAAUCCUACCACCAACCCCUCGCUGCUGCCCGCCCUCACUCAGGGACUUAACGCUUACAUGGAAGCCAUCUUCUCUGGUCUCGACUAUGAAUACAUCUACAUCGGUACUGCCGCCAUUGAUCUAUCCAGUUGGUCUCUGCAAGAGCUUUCUACCGCUAUAGAGAACCCCGAGACCAACCCUGCUCUCGUGCCUUACCUUAAGGAUGCCUUGAACGCCUUGAUGGAGGGUCUUUAUUCCGGAUCUGCUCAGCCUACCUAUGCCGUUGUCAUCCCCGCCAGAGACCUCUCUUACUGGAGACUGAACGAGCUCUCCAAUGCUUUGUUGAGCCCUGAGCUCAGCCAUGACGUGGCUCCCUACUUGAUUGAAGGUCUCAACACUCUCAUGGCAGCUAACUUUGCUGGCAUUGAUGCGACAUCGAUUGUUCUGGCUAUUCCCUUGGACGCCCUGCCCACUGAAGCCUCUGCUUCCCUCCCCGAGGCUGUCGUAGAGCUCACACCUGUCAAAGCCCUCGCUGCCAAGCUAUUGAACAGUAAAGCUGAAACCAUGAAAUUCCUGGCUGUAUUCGUUGCCGUGCUCGCCGUAGCCGCAGGCGCACGCCACAGGUGGACUCUGGGCGAGCUGUCCGAGGCCCUCCAGAAUCCUACCACCAACCCCUCGCUGCUGCCUGCCCUCACCCAGGGGCUUAACGCUUACAUGGAAGCCAUCUUCUCUGGUCUCGACUAUGAAUACAUCUACAUCGGUACUGCCGCAAUUGAUCUGUCCAGCUGGUCUCUGCAAGAGCUUUCCACCGCUAUAGAGAACCCCGAGACCGACCCUGCUCUCGUGCCUUACCUCAAGGAUGCCUUGAACGCCUUGAUGGAGGGUCUUUACACCGGAUCUCCUCAGCCUGCCUACUCCGUCGUCAUCCCCGCCAGAGACCUCUCCUACUGGAGACUGAAUGAGCUGUCCAAUGCUUUGUCGAGCCCUGAGCUCAGCCACGAUGUGGCUCCCUAUCUGAUUGAAGGACUCAACACUCUCAUGGCAGCUAACUUCGCUGGUAUUGACGCGACAUCUAUAGUUUUGGCUAUUCCCUUGGAUACUCUGCCCACUGAAGCCUCCGUUUCACUCCCCGAGGCUGUUGUAGAGCUUGCACCUGUCAAGGCUAAGUUGGCUGCUAGUCUGAAAUCACUCUCGACCCCGUCCUCGACAUCUAAAGUCUUACUUAAUGAAAUAAAUAAUUGAAUAUUUAAUAUAUAUU